This is a messenger RNA of Polychytrium aggregatum, 2079 nucleotides long. RefSeq names its product aldehyde dehydrogenase, dimeric NADP-preferring. Lineage: Eukaryota; Fungi; Chytridiomycota; Chytridiomycetes; Polychytriales. The record is from RefSeq and is a predicted model, not a curated record. Gene Ontology annotation, biological process: aldehyde metabolic process. The transcript is spliced from 7 exons. Gene Ontology annotation, molecular function: aldehyde dehydrogenase (NAD+) activity. Gene Ontology annotation, cellular component: cytoplasm. The coding region runs from base 92 to 1660 and encodes 522 amino acids.
CCCACACCACCACCACCACCACCACCACCAUCUUUCUCGCAACACCUCCACCACCACCUGUGUCGUAUUCCGCUGCCUUUCACCCAACGCCAUGGAGUUCUACACGCCAGUCGCCCAGAUUCCCGCUAUCGUCAACGGCGUCCGUGCAACUUUUGCUUCCGGCCGCACACGCUCCAGGGAAUGGCGCAUGAAGCAGCUCCGCGGCUGCUACAAGCUGAUCGAAGAGAACGAAGCCGAAAUCUUGGACAAUCUUGCUUUGGAUUUGAAGAAGCGAAACAGAAACGAGGCCACUUUCUCUGAACUCAUGGUCAGCCGCAAUGCAGCUGCGAUCGCCAUCCGCAAUCUUGAUGAGUGGAUGAAGCCUCGCUCCGGAAACCCGGGCAACCCUUUCAUUUUCUCGACUGCGACAACCAAGGUCGUGCCUGAGCCCCUCGGUGUUGUCCUGGUGAUCUCCCCCUGGAACUUCCCCUGGAAUCUGUCCAUGUCUCCUAUCGUCUCGGCUCUAGCGGCCGGCAACGCGAUCAUCCUCAAGCCCUCCGAAAUCAGCUCGCACUGCGCUCGUCUGAUGGCGCGCCUGCUGCCUCAGUACCUCGAUCCGGAGGCUGUUGCCGUCAUCAACGGAGGCGUCGAGGAGACUACAAAGCUGCUCGAGCAAAAGUUUGAUCAUAUUAUAUACACUGGCAACGGUCACGUCGGCAAAAUCGUUAUGGCAGCAGCGUCCAAGCACCUCACUCCUGUUACGCUCGAGCUCGGUGGCAAGUCUCCUGCGAUUGUCACCAGCGAAGCAGAUGUUGAGAUUGCCGCCAAUCGUAUCAUUUGGGGCAAAACCACCAACUGUGGCCAGGUCUGCGUCGCUCCAGACUACAUUCUGGUCGAGCGACCUGUUGCCGCCCGCUUCAAGGAAUGCCUCGUCAAGGCGAUCAAGAAUCUGCACACCUCGGACCCCAAGAGCAGCGGCUCGUUCGGUCGCAUCAUCAACAGGCGCCAGUACGAUCGUCUCACCUCCGUGCUGGCACAGCAGCUCCAAAAGAAUCCGGAUUCACGAUUGCUUCAUGGAGGCGAGCAGGAUCCCGAUGACCUUUAUAUUGGCCCAACCCUGAUUGAAAAUGUCGGACUUGACCCCGCCUCCAACCCCAUCAUGGCCGAUGAAAUCUUCGGCCCUCUGUUGCCAAUCAUCGAGAUCGACGACUGGAACGACGCCGUCAAGUACAUCAACUCCAGGGAUAAACCGCUGGCGCUGUACGUCUUUACGCCAAAUGUCAAACAGGCCGAGUCCAUCUUGGCCCAGACCUCGUCAGGCAUCUUCAUGCACAACGAAGUGCUUCUGAACUUCCUUGCCGAGAACUUGCCUUUUGGUGGCGUCGGCGCAUCUGGAUUCGGUCGCUAUGGCGGCAUCUAUGGCUUUGAGAACUUCAGCCACAUGCGUGCGUGCGUACGACAACCGAUGGCGCUCGAGCACGUUUGGCAGUUCCGAUAUGCUGCCUUUAUGAAAGAUAGCCCCUCCACGUCCAAGGUUAUGCACCGCAUCGGCAGUCUCAGCGUGCCUGGCUUUGGGGCUCGCCUUGCUCAGCUACUUCGCCGCUAUGUCAACUGGAAGACCACCGUGGCUGCUGGGCUCAUUGUUGCGGCCUGGCUCCUUGGUCGCUACACUCGCCCUUGAACUGGGACUUCCCGAGACCCACAACCGCACAUGAACAAGACAGACGCGUACCAACAGGAAUGCCAUCUGUUCUUGCCGUGUCCCUGUGCUUUGGUGAACUUUGGCUUGAUCCAACCCUCCAUCCUACACUGUUCUUUAGCGCCACUCGUCCUCAUCGAUCCUCUCGCUCGCGCUGCCAUCUCCUUUCGGCUGCUGGCCCGCUCGCUUGAGCAUGUGAAUAGCCAAAUCCUCUACUUUCUUCCCAAUCCGUUUCUGACCGAUCUCAUAACGCAUGUGCGGAGUAUAACAACAGAGAUCGCACCUGCAUUAUUCAUCCCAGCGCGCUUUCUGGGAGAUCAAGAGAAUGACGGCGACGAUGAUGCUGGCAGACCGACAAGUUACUCUUGUUGCUACAGUCAUCGCAACACGGUGUGCAAUGA